AUGGCAAAAGCCCUUAGUGUCAGUUUCAAAAUAGACUCCGUACUGCAAGAGGCGUUUGGUAAAAUAGCAGCUGAGGAUUCUCGUCUUCGUGCGUUGGUCAUUACUGUUGAGGAUGAAACAAUGCGGCUCCGCGGUGCGCCGCUGGAAGCCACAGGGAACCAAAGUGAUGAUUUGGUCAAGCUGCGAGACGCCAUUACCGAAGACGGCUUGAGUGCUGCCUUUCUAAUUGUUAAACUUGCUAAAGGUGAAUUUGCUCAAAUAUCGUUUUGCUCAGAAGAUGUAAAACCAAAGGUGAGAAUGAUGCAUUCGUCGGGGGCGAUGCAUCUCGCCGAAGUUUCUGGGCUGCAGAAGCCGCCCUUCAAGUUAACGAAGCGCAAUGUUGAGCGCAUGGAUGACAUCUGUGAAUCACUAUUUAAAAAGGAAUCAGAGAGUAGUCGCGCUGAGCUCAUGACGGAGGAAGAGAAACUUCAUGCUGCCGUGGCUAAGCUGGAGGUGGCUCCACCUGUUGCCGUCAUGCCGGGUGUAACUGUGCCUAUAAGUGAGGAGGGAGUUCUUCUGCUGAAGCGUAUGGCAAAUAGUGAAGUGAACGCGGUAACGUUUGCGAUUGACAAGGAGAAGUUUGUGGUGGAAAAGUCACUUGAAGCUGCCGCGGCGGUGAGCGCUUUGACGGCUGCUUCACUCGCGGAUGAUGUUGUGGCCCUCCUUCCUGAAGGUCAGCCGCGUGUGGUGGUGAUGCGGUGUCCAACCGCAGAGGCGGGGGUAAUCAUCGUGAACGUGUGCCCACCCACGUGCAAACCUCGUGAACGUAUGACAUACUCAUCUUGCAGGGCCUCGUUUGUGCAACAGGCGCAACAACAUAACGUGAAGUGCGUGAGGCGAAUGGAAGUUGGUGAGAUGGAUGAGUUUCGUGAGGCCGUGGUGGAAGCAUUCGCGGAGCAAACCAGUGGAGACGGAAAACCGUAA
Molecule: messenger RNA, 963 nt
Organism: Trypanosoma brucei brucei TREU927
Lineage: Eukaryota; Euglenozoa; Kinetoplastea; Trypanosomatida; Trypanosomatidae
Product: G-actin binding protein, putative
Exons: 1
Coding region: 1-963 (320 amino acids)
Biological process (GO): barbed-end actin filament capping; actin filament depolymerization
Cellular component (GO): actin filament; cytoplasm
Molecular function (GO): actin monomer binding; actin filament binding
Source: RefSeq, a predicted model, not a curated record